GCGGGGUUUUCGAGGCGAGUUCUAGUAAGUUCGAGAAGGUGCAUGGUCAGUCGGUGAGGCUCGCUGUUGGAGAUGGAUCUAGCGAAGGUGAAUGAACUUAAGGAGAAGGGUAAUCAAGCCCUCAGUGCUGGGAAGAUAGACGACGCCAUCAUAUGCUAUAGUGAAGCCAUCAAGCUAGACCCCAAGAACCAUGUACUUUACAGCAACAGAUCAGCUGCUUAUGCCAAAAAAGGGAAUUACCAAAAGGCCUACGACGAUGGCUGCAAAACAGUAGAAAUAAAACCAGAAUGGGGCAAGGGUUACUCUAGAAAGGCUGCAGCCUUGGAAUUCCUCAAUCGUUUUGAAGAAGCAAAGAAAACCUAUGAGGAGGGACUAAAGCAUGAACCAGGAAACCAACAGCUAAAAGAUGGCAUGCAAAACGUGGAUGCCAGGCUAGCAGAAAAUAAAUUCAUGAACCCAUUUGCUUCUCCAAACCUGUACCAAAAACUGGAGAGUGAUCCCAGGACAAAGGGAUUACUCAAUGACCCAAGUUACAAAGAAUUGAUUGAACAGUUGAAAAGUAAACCAGCUGACUUAGCCACGAAACUACAAGAUCCCAGAGUUAUGACGACUCUAAGUGUUUUGCUUGGAAUUGAUUUGCAAUCUACAGAGGACGAUGAAGACGAACCUACUGCUGCUCCACCACCUCGUCAGCCCAAAAAAGCAACUAAACCAGAGCCUAUGGAAGAGGAUCUUCCUGAAAAUAAGAAAAAGGCAUUUAAAGAGAAAGAAUUGGGCAAUGAAGCCUAUAAAAAGAAGGACUUUGCAGCAGCAAUAAAACAUUAUGAUCAGGCAGCAGAACAUGAUCCUACAAGUAUGACAUAUUUAAGCAACAAAUCAGCUGUGUACUUUGAGCAGGAUGAAUUUGACAAAUGCCGUGAAACCUGUGAAAAAGCUGUUGAAGUGGGAAGAGAAAACCGUGAAGAUUACAGACAAAUUGCAAAAGCAUAUGCACGAAUUGGCAACUCCUAUUUUAAGCAAGGGAAAUGUAAAGAAGCCGUUCAAUACUACAACAAAUCCCUCGCAGAGCAAAGAACUCCUGAGGUCAUAAAGAAAUGUCACCAAGCUGAGAAGAUCCUGAAGGAUGAGGAGAAGGCAGCGUACAUUAAUCCAGAACUUGCUCUGGAAGAGAAAAGCAAAGGCAAUGAAUUCUUCCAGGAUGGUGUUUACCCAGAGGCUAUGAAGCAUUACUCAGAAGCUAUUAAACGUAAUCCUGAUGAUGCUAAACUCUAUAGCAAUCGAGCUGCCUGUUAUACCAAGCUCUUAGAAUUCCAGCUAGCUCUAAAGGAUUGUGAGGACUGCAUCCGCCUCGAACCCACAUUCAUCAAGGGCUACACAAGGAAAGGUGCAGCCCUGGAGGCCUUGAAGGAUUUCUCUAAAGCCGUGGAUGUUUACCAGAAAGCACUUGAACUGGAUUCUAACUCCAAGGAAGCUUCCGAAGGUUACCAGCGAUGCCUUAUGACACAGUACAACCGAAAUGAUACUCCAGAGGAAGUAAAACGACGUGCUAUGGGUGACCCAGAGGUGCAGCAGAUCAUGAGUGACCCUGCAAUGAGACUGAUCUUGGAGCAAAUGCAGAAAGACCCACAGGCAUUAAGCGACCAUUUGAAGAAUCCUGUUAUAGCCCAGAAGAUUCAAAAACUCAUUGAUGUCGGUCUCAUUGCAAUCCGGUGAUGACUAUCUAGAUUUUGCCAAGACGGUUCUUCAGGAACAUGGCCUCCAAGAAUUUUGGAGUUGAUGGUGGGGUGGGUAGGGGAAGACCAUGAUACAAAAAAAAACUAAACAGCCAAAACAAACUACAACAUCUCAUCUUGUAACAUCAAAUUAUUUAAUGAGAUCUGAUAUUUAGUGUUAUCUUGAUAUUAAAAAAAUGGCUUGUGCACUUGUAAUUUUAAUUCCUUUUCAUUUGUAAGGUGACUGUGAAAUGCGCAUCUCUGCUGUCAACUUGCAGAGAUGUUGGUUUUCAGAGGUUUUGCAGUUUCUCGCAUGCAGAGAGUUGCAAUAAAGCAUUGUAUCUGACCAUA
Amblyraja radiata (thorny skate) is the source of this 2063-nucleotide messenger RNA. It is a transcript of the gene stip1, whose product is annotated as stress-induced phosphoprotein 1. The transcript has 14 exons. Gene Ontology annotation, molecular function: Hsp90 protein binding. The coding region runs from base 73 to 1713 and encodes 546 amino acids. The record is from RefSeq and is a predicted model, not a curated record. Lineage: Eukaryota; Metazoa; Chordata; Chondrichthyes; Rajiformes; Rajidae.